This is a messenger RNA of Triticum dicoccoides, 1593 nucleotides long. RefSeq names its product disease resistance protein RGA5-like. The record is from RefSeq and is a predicted model, not a curated record. Lineage: Eukaryota; Viridiplantae; Streptophyta; Magnoliopsida; Poales; Poaceae. The transcript has 4 exons. The coding region runs from base 1 to 1593 and encodes 530 amino acids. Gene Ontology annotation, molecular function: ADP binding.
AUGGCGGGGGCGGUGCUGAGCGCGCUCCUCCACAAGCUGGACGCCGUGCUGACGGACGAGUACAACCUGCAGAGGAGCCUGAGGGGCGAGAUCAUGUUCCUCCGAGCCGAGCUGGAGAGCAUGCAGGAGGCCCUCGAAAGGGUAUCGUCCUCGUCGACGCCGCAGCCGGUCGACAUGCAGGUCAGGAUCUGGGUAGGGCAAGUCAGGGAGCUCUCCUACGACGUCGAAGACAGCAUCGACAGGUUCAUGGUGCGCGUCGACCUCCACCAUCCGGGGUUCAGCGGGUUCAUCGGCAGGUGCCUGAGUCUGCUGACCACGGCCCGGGUUCGCCAUCGGAUCGCCGCGGACAUCAGGGGCAUCAAGGGCCGCGUCAAGGAGGUCGCUGACCGCCGUGACAGGUACAAGGUUGACGACGAUGUUUUCGCGGUCCGGCGGCCUGUGGGCACCACCACCGUCGAUCCUCGCUUGCAUGGCAUGUACGAGGAUAUGACGAGGCUCGUCGCGGUGGGCGGGCCAAGGGCGGAGUUAUGCAGGUUGUUGGUGGAGCAAGAAAGUUCAACUGCCAUGGAUGGUCAACUGAAGGUGGUCUCCAUUGUUGGGGUGGGUGGCCUGGGCAAGACGACUCUGGCCAACGUCGUGUACCAGCAGAUCAGAGGGCAGUUUGAUUGCGACGCCUUUGUCAUGGUGUCCCUCAAGCCCGAUCUGAGGAGGGUUUUGGGCAGCUUGCUCCGUCAGGUUAGUAAGCAGAGUUACAGCGAGGUUGAAGCAUGGGAUGUUGUGGAAAUCAUUGACAAAAUCAGACAAGUUCUUCGAGAUAAGAGGUACUUAAUUAUUGUUGAUCAUAUAUGGGACGAAUCAGCUUGGAAUUAUAUAAAGACUGUACUAGUUGAGAACAACUGCAGUAGCAGAGUAAUCACAACAACACGUACUGCUGGUGUUGCUGCAUCAUGCAGUUCUUCCAUCGACGGUAACAUUUAUAAACUAAAUCCUCUUGGUCAUGAUGAUUCGAAGAAGUUGUUCUAUGAAAGAAUAUUUGGGAGUAAAGAUGGUUCUCAUGUGGAACUGAGAGAAAUAUCUGAGAAAAUCAUAAGAAAGUGUGAUGGUGUACCAUUAGCUAUCAUCACUAUUGCCAGCCUAUUGUCUCACAAAUCAAUGAACAUACAUGAAUGGGACACUGUCAACAAAUCAAUCUGUUCUGGACUUGAGAAAUUCCCCAAUAUGGAGGACAUGCAAGGAGCCAUGCGAAGGCUCCAAACCCUCGAGGUUACAUUUCAGGUUCGCGAGGCGAAGGAUGAAUACAAUAAUUUUGAGGUCGGCUUGGAGAACCUCCAUUCUAUUAAGCUGGUCACAAUUCGAAUGCAUUGUUCUGGUUCCAGGCUCGUUGAGGUGGAGGAAGCUGAUGCUGCUAUGAGGAAGACAUCCUAUGUGAAUCCCAAACAUCCGAGGGUUGACGUGAUUAGAUAUUAUGAAGAUGAAAUGAUAGAGGAUGAGGAGAAAUCUCAACUCGAUGAGGAAGCAUUCAAAGAACAAGAGGGUGAAAAGAUUUAUACAUUGCUCAGGCUAGCAGCCUGCUCAUUACAAUACAGUUCAUAG